Molecule: messenger RNA, 1643 nt
Organism: Bombyx mandarina (wild silkworm)
Lineage: Eukaryota; Metazoa; Arthropoda; Insecta; Lepidoptera; Bombycidae
Gene: eIF2Bgamma
Product: eukaryotic translation initiation factor 2B subunit gamma
Biological process (GO): biosynthetic process; cytoplasmic translational initiation
Cellular component (GO): eukaryotic translation initiation factor 2B complex; guanyl-nucleotide exchange factor complex
Molecular function (GO): translation initiation factor activity; guanyl-nucleotide exchange factor activity
Source: RefSeq, a predicted model, not a curated record
UAAAUGUGUUUCUGAAUUAAGACAAAAUUCAAUUAUAUUAAACAGAAAAUCAGAAUUUAGGGUUGUUUGCUUGAAUGCGAUAACAAUGUAUUAAUGAACGCUUAAAAAGACCAUGUAAAUAUCUCUAAAAUCAGACGUCUAUUUACAGUUUGUUUGCUUUUCAAAAACAUCAUCUUUACUUGCAGUAGAAAAUGCAUAAAAUCUUAGAAUUCCAAGUUGUCGUGUUGGCCGCUGGAAAAGGUUCCCGUAUGCCAGAUGUCGGAGGAUCAGUUUCGAAAUGUCUCCUACCUGUUGGGCCGUACCCAGUACUAUGGUAUCCAUUAAAUAUGCUAGAAAAAAUUGGAUUUCAAGAUGUAAUGAUUGUGGUACUAGAUGAAGAUAAAUCUAACAUUCUUAAUGCACUAGAAAAAUGUCCCUUAAAAAUAAAAUAUGAGUUGAUUGUAAUUCCAUCAGAAGAAGACUGGGGUACAGCAAAUUCCUUAAAGCAUGUUAGUGCUAGAAUCAAUACAGAUUUACUAGUCAUAUCAGGAGACCUCAUUACUAACAUAAACCUCAAUGAUGUACUGAACCUACACAGGAAACAUGAUGCAUGUGUCACUUCCUUGUUCUUCAAUAAUGGUCCUGAAGAGUGGAUUGAAUUACCGGGACCGAAAACUAAGUCCAAACCUGAUCGAGACUUAGUUUGUAUAGAUAAAGAGACUGAGAGACUUGUUUUUCUGGCAAGUGCCAGUGAUUUUGAAGAGAAUGUGACAAUACCAAGAUUACUUGUGAAAAAAUAUGAUGCUUUGAGCAUAUAUAGUAGAUUAUUGGAUGCACAUGUCUAUGUAAUGAAACACUGGAUUUUAGACUAUAUUGUAGAUUCCGAAAAAUUUACCUCGAUUAAAGGUGAAGUUGUUCCUUACAUUGUUAAAAAGCAAUUAACAAAACCUAACAACUUAGUGGAAAAGAAAGGAACCUCGGAAAAGAAUGCAGAAAUUAAUAAAGGCAUUUUUGACUAUGCUGUAGAGACAGGCUAUGAGCGUAAGAUAAGAGAAAUAUCAGCAUACAAUGAUCAUAAGCAUGGUAACAAAGGGGUGUAUUUUAAUGAUGCUCUUAGAUGCUAUGCACAUAUUCCUAGUAAAAAUACAUUUGCAAUUCGUGUUAAUACACUAUCAUCAUUUUAUCUAUCCAACAAUAAGAUUUUAUCAAAAUGGCAAGAUCUUACUGGAUCAUCUCUGUUUGAAAGAUUUCACCCUAACAGUGAGGUGAAAACAAAACAGAUUGAUGAUAAUUGCACUGUUGGAGAGAAAACUAUUAUUAAUGAAAAAACAUCAAUAAAAAAUUCAUUUAUUGGCUCAAAUUGUAAUAUAGAAAACAAAGUCAGACUAACAAAUUGUAUACUCAUGAACAAUGUGACCAUCAAAGAAAGCUGUGUUCUACAAGAUUGUGUUGUCUAUACCGGAGCGACAGUAGGCACCAAUUGUUCAAUGCAAUACUGUCUUAUAGGACCUCACCAUUUGGUUCCGGAAUCAACUAAGAGCAACCAUCAACUGCAUGCAGAAACUACAGAUAACAUGAUAACGCUUGGAUAAAAAAAAUGUCAAUACUGUACCUACCCUCAGUUGUUUGUAUGGUGUACUAAAUUAAAUACUAUUCUCCUUUGA